CCGUGGAACCGAAAGUAAAACUGCGAAAGCUGCACGAAUGUUUCGGGGAAGCCCGACAGAGCUUUAAUACGCCAAACAGGCACAGUUAAACAGAGAGUUGUCAUUUUAACAUAAACAGCAACGAUGCCUGAGAUUUCGACCAUAUAUAAGAUAUCGAUCAUCGCAUUUACAUUGUUUUUUGGUGCUUCCGGUUCUGGAUGUCCGGUUCUGGAGUGCUGGUUUGUACAGGAGAAACCGGGUCAUGGAGGGGGCUUCUCAGUACCGAUGAGUCAAGAGAAAUCUCUAAUGUUCAUCAGGACUGAAGCCUUCAGUGAAGAGAGCUUCUCUCGACUUCAUCCUCCUGCAGACAUCAGCCCAUCCAGGAUUUACUAUGUGACUGAUCCAGCUGGCACUUUCUGCAGCGCCGCUCUGAAUCCACCCAAAGGCUCUGUGAACAAACCCAAGUGUGAGAUUAACCCGUUCAUGCCUCACGCCUCCAUGGUCAGAUGGGCGUCUGCUCUCACUGACUCCGCCCAGAGUCCCGUCUACCUGCAAGCUGAUUGGUUCUCAGUGGCAGCACAAGGGCUUGACCAGCAGCUGACGCUGUCCAAUAUCAUGAGAGCGCCUUCAGCUUCUAAAGAGCCACAAGUCAUCCUCAGUGUCUCCAGUAAAACUCCUGUGGUCCGCUCUAGACUGGGAGAAGCGGUUCUGUUAGACUGCGGGUUCUGGGUUGAUGCGUCUUCUUCAGUUCACGGUUCUGGAUUCUCUAUCGAGUGGCGCUAUCAGUUCCGGGGUGAAGGACGGCUGGUCCUCGCUUACGACGGCAAGAACGAUCGGUUUGCAGAGACAUCAGAGACCGGAGCCGAUAUCGACAUCACAGGCCUCUAUGAAACCGGAAACGCAUCUCUGGUUCUGGAAGAAUCUCAAGUGAGACACUCAGGAACCUACAUCUGCACGGUGUAUCUUCCUCACCUGCUGGCUCAGGUAGCCGUGGACCUGGAGAUAGUUGAGCCUCCAUCUCUCUCCAUCUACCCGUCUCCUCUCCCUCUGCUGGUUCCUGGGCAGGUGCUGGUGGUUCAGUGUGAGGCGUCUGGUUUUAAUCCUCACACUCUGGAUCUGAGCUGGGAGUUCAGCGGGGCAGACGGGACGUCCCGCUCUCUGGGUCAGGGCAGUGUAACGGGUCACAGACAGGCGACUGAUGGCACCUUCAGUCAGAGCAGCCGUCUGGAGCUGGACUCGGGGAAGCUGGGACUCGGUCGCGGUGGAGAAGUCACCUGUGUGGCCAAACAGCCAAACAUGACACGACGAGCUGCUGCGACUCUCAAUGUGAUCGGUGUCAGUGCUCCUUCUAUUGAGGACUCGAUGGCGAUGGUCGCUGUUGCACUUGUUCUUUACGGCCUGAUAAAGUUUCUUUCAUGGACAUUCUGCGCUUCUGACUCCAGUGAGACUGAAUUAAAGGAUAAGAAGCAGAAGUAAACCUGGACCUGGAGGUGAUUUUAAAGGCUGAAUAGAGUGCAGUGAAACUGGUCUUGUAAAGAAUCCUUUCAGAAUAGUUGAAUGUACUGAGUUUCAAUCUUUGCUUAAGAUUUUUAGAUUGCUGUAUGUGUUCGGGUUGGUUACUCUGUGUAAGUUUUCUUUAAAAAAAUUUUUUUUUUAAUGCUGGUUAUAGAAAAUGCUGGAAAAAAUCUGCAAAUUUUGUCAUGUAAAAUGUAAAUUAAUUGUAUUUUAAAUACUACUGUUGCCAAUAUUUAGUUUUGGGACUCUGAGCUUUGACAAACAGAACUUUAUUCAUGUAAACUCAACUGUUUUAAUGUUUAUCAAUGUGAACUCGACCGUUUACAGAUAUACUAGUUAGUGUAGAGCUUCAAAGAAGUAAUGAUCUGUUUGUUGAGAAUCAUUAGGACGUUACCUGCCUUUCUGUCUCUUAACUUUUGAAGUCGUUAGAGGGGAUCGGGCAGCAGAUUUUUUUUCUUUGUGUUAUAAACAGAUAAAAUACAGAGAGUAUAUCAUAUAUGUAAUAUAAAGUCACCUGAUGAGUGUGAAGGGAAUGCUCUAAGCACAAAUUUGAUUUCCCAUUCAAACUUACUGUUUUAUUACUUUAUCUGACUGAAAUAGUACAAAUAAUAAUCAAACGUCUCAAACUAAAGACCAUAUUGCAGCAUUCUUUGUAAUAUUUAAAUUGUAUUUUCUGUAACUAGCUCAAACAAAAACAAAACAAAAAAAGAACUUUAUGGGGUUUAAUGUCAUUAUUUUGUAGGUCAAAUAUGGCCCCUGUAUUUGAGUUGCGUUAUUGCGCAACAAUGGUAAUA
This is a messenger RNA of Sinocyclocheilus grahami, 2288 nucleotides long. RefSeq names its product tapasin-like. Gene Ontology annotation, cellular component: membrane. NCBI's taxonomy places the organism in Eukaryota, Metazoa, Chordata, Actinopteri, Cypriniformes, Cyprinidae. Gene Ontology annotation, biological process: antigen processing and presentation of endogenous peptide antigen via MHC class I. The coding region runs from base 124 to 1455 and encodes 443 amino acids. The record is from RefSeq and is a predicted model, not a curated record. The transcript is spliced from 8 exons.